This is a messenger RNA of Pelmatolapia mariae (spotted tilapia), 1825 nucleotides long. RefSeq names its product aldo-keto reductase family 1 member B1-like. The record is from RefSeq and is a predicted model, not a curated record. The coding region runs from base 779 to 1729 and encodes 316 amino acids. Gene Ontology annotation, molecular function: aldose reductase (NADPH) activity. Lineage: Eukaryota; Metazoa; Chordata; Actinopteri; Cichliformes; Cichlidae. The transcript has 10 exons. Gene Ontology annotation, cellular component: cytosol.
UAUUAUGUAAGAGACGGUCUCCUCCUACUACUAGAGAGAGUAUAUAGUAGUAUGAGUCAGCACACUCAAACAGUGAGUGUUCCAACUAGGUUGAGAACGUUACUUCAAAGAUACCAAGAUGAUACCUGCAGUUACACUUAACAAUGGAGCAAAGAUGCCAAUAGUGGGUCUGGGCACCUGGAGGGUAAGUCUUAUACUUUUUUGUUUUAAACUAGCUCUGUGGGAGACUGCUAAUCUGUCCGUGCUUAACCUACUUUUCAAUGAAUAUUUCUGCUACUCUCAUUAUUUUUCACUGGUUUCACUCGUCUAUGUUAUCUGUACUAUUUAUAUUUAAUUUGUUUUUAUAUAACAAAUUCCCUAUCUUGCUGAUAGAGUCUGGUUACAAAAGAAAGCAAAGUAACAUGUUAUUUACAUAGUGCAACUACAGUACAAUAAACUGGAUUGUAGAGGCUAAGCCUACAUGACGCGAUGUCACUGGUAUGCAUGAAUUAAUUAAACAGUCCAAUAACUCCAGCAGUACUUAUCUUGUCCUUUUUGGUCUUUAUUCCAACAUCAUUUUAACAUAACAGCGCAGCGGUCACAAACUGUUUGCCUAACAGAAUAUUUCUGCAUUGUGUGUAAGGCAAGCGGGUCCAAUUGAAAGCCCUCCUAUUUCACUGAUAUUAUGUAAGAGACGGUCUCCUCCUACUACUAGAGAGAGUAUAUAGUAGUAUGAGUCAGCACACUCAAACAGUGAGUGUUCCAACUAGGUUGAGAACGUUACUUCAAAGAUACCAAGAUGAUACCUGCAGUUACACUUAACAAUGGAGCAAAGAUGCCAAUAGUGGGUCUGGGCACCUGGAGGUCAGAACCAGGAAAAGUGACUGAGGCCGUGAAAGUCGCCAUAAGUUGUGGCUACAGACACAUAGAUGGCGCUUAUGUGUAUCAGAAUGAAGAAGAAGUUGGAGCUGGAAUCCAUGCAAUGAUUGAUCAAGGAGUGGUAAAGAGGGAAGACCUAUUUGUUGUGAGCAAGUUAUGGUGCACCUUUCACCUUCCAUCUCUGGUGAGAACAGCUUGUGAGAAGACUCUCAAGGACCUGAAGCUGGACUACCUGGAUCUUUACCUCAUGCAUUUCCCAAUGGGGACCAAGCCAGGAGAUGAUCUUUUUCCUUUGGAUGAGAAUGGGCAGGUUAUUUCUGACAACAGCAACUUCUUGGACACUUGGGAGGCAAUGGAAAAGCUGGUGGAUGCUGGUUUGGUCAAAGCUAUCGGCAUUUCCAACUUCAACAAAGACCAGAUUGAAGCCAUACUUAACAAGCCUGGCCUCAAGCACAAGCCUGCCAACCACCAGAUUGAGUGCCACCCAUAUCUGACCCAAGAGAAGAUGAUCAACUACUGCCACUCAAAAGGCAUCACAGUGACAGCAUACAGUCCUCUGGGCUCCCCUGACAGACCCUGGGCUUCAUCUGAUGAACCCUCGCUGCUGGAGGAACCUAAGAUCAAGGCCAUUGCUCAAAAGUACAAGAAAACUCCAGCACAGGUUCUGAUUAGGUUCCACAUCGAAAGAAAUGUGGUUGUCAUUCCAAAGUCAGUAACACCCCAUCGCGUCAAGGAAAACUUCCAGCUGUUUGACUUCAAGUUGAGCAAAGAUGACAUGAAGGACAUCCUCAGCUUGAAUAAGGACUGGAGAGGCUUCCCAUUGCAGUGGGCUUCAAAACACAAAGACUUUCCCCUUAAUGCAGAAUACUAACUCAAUAUGGUUCACCAUGCCUUGUUUAUAUCAGUUUUUCAUCCUCUAAUCUAAAAUUUACAUUUUUAAACUCUUGCUUGCAUGUUUCCUGCAGAA